AUGCAGCGAUGCCACCCAGACAUCAGAACCCACUUCCGCAAUUCUCCUGUUCCCGGCGGCCUGUUGAUAUACACGCACACACGACCUACUAUGAGAUGGCCCAAUUACAUAAUCAAAAGAAAUGCAGCAUUGAAAAGAAUUACCAGAAGUACACCCAAGUUAAAACCUUUAACUGUUCGACUACUAGCACAUUUAAGCACGAUGGAAACGAUCUACGACGAGAUAGAAAUCGAAGACUUCACAUUCGAUCCGGUCACCCAGUUGUUCCAGUAUCCAUGUCCAUGUGGAGACAGAUUUGCCGUAUCGAUCGACGAUUUGAACGACGGCGAAGACAUCGCGGUGUGUCCCUCAUGUUCGUUGAUGGUGAAGGUGAUUUUUGAGCCUGAAGACCUUCAGGAAUACUACGAUGAGAUAUGA
This is a messenger RNA of Debaryomyces hansenii CBS767, 417 nucleotides long. RefSeq names its product Kti11p (gene KTI11). The transcript has a single exon. NCBI's taxonomy places the organism in Eukaryota, Fungi, Ascomycota, Pichiomycetes, Serinales, Debaryomycetaceae. Gene Ontology annotation, biological process: protein histidyl modification to diphthamide. Gene Ontology annotation, molecular function: metal ion binding. Bases 1 to 417 code for a protein of 138 amino acids. The record is from RefSeq and is a predicted model, not a curated record.